CCCUUCCCGCUUUGUGUGGCAACUGUCAACAAUGAUCGCCAACCAUAUCAACACCUUGUUUCAGCUUCUCUAUGCAUGGCUUCUCUUGCCUUUACCACCACUCCAAGCCCACAGUUCCCUCCUUUCAAACCCAAAAACUCUCACAAAUUCACACCAACCCAUCUCACAAAGCUUCAAGAAGAUGCCAAAAGCCAUCAAGUUUUGUACAAAUCUUACUUCCACCACCUCUCCUCUUUAUGCAAAGAAGGCCAAGUUCAAGAAGCUGUGAACCUUCUCGCUGAAAUGGAGCUCAAGAAUAUCAGAGUUGGGCCCCAGAUUUACGGGGAGCUCCUUCAGGGUUGUGUGUAUCAACGAGCUCUCUUCACGGGUCAGCAAAUUCAUGCCCAUAUUGUAAAGCACGGCGAUUUCUUUACAGAGAAUGAGUAUAUUGAAUCAAAGUUGGUGAUUUUAUAUGCGAAAUUCGAUGUUUUGGAGGUUUCAAACCAUUUGUUUCGCAGGCUACUGGUACAGAACGUGUUUUCUUGGGCUGCAAUUAUUGGUAUGCAUUGUAGGAUGGGUUUUAGUGAAGAAGCUUUGUUGGGUUUUGUUGAAAUGCAAAGAAAUGGGUUCUUACCGGAUAAUUUUGUAGUUCCGAAUGCGUUGAAGGCGUGCGGUGCUCUGGGGUGGAUUGGGUUUGCAAAAGGGGUUCAUGGGUAUGUGGUGAAGAUGGGUUUUGGUGUGUGUGUGUUUGUGGCAAGUAGUCUUCUGGACGUGUAUGGGAAAUGUGGGAUUUUGGAGGAUGCAAGGAAGGUGUUUGAUGGUAUGCUUGAGAGGAAUGUGGUCGCUUGGAACUCGAUGAUUGUGAGUUAUGUCCAAAAUGGAAUGAGUGAGGAAGCGAUUGAGGUGUUUUAUGAUAUGAGAGUGGAAGGUAUUGAACCAACUCGAGUCACUGUUUCAAGCUUUCUUUCAGCUUCAGCUAAUAUGGGUGCACUUGAAGAGGGUAAGCAAGGGCAUGCUAUUGCAGUAUUAGGAGGAUUAGAGUUGGAUAACAUAUUGGGUAGUUCUAUUAUAAACUUCUAUUUCAAGGUCGGUUUGAUUGAUGAUGCAGAGCUAGUUUUUAGUAGGAUGCUUGAGAAAGAUGUAGUGACAUGGAAUUUGCUCAUAUCUGGUUAUGCACAAUUUGGGCAGGUUGACAAGGCACUUAAUAUAUGCCGACUGAUGAGAUCAGAAAACUUGAGGUUUGACGCUGUGACUCUUGCAUCCUUGUUGUCUGCUUCGGCAGAUAUAAGAAAUACGAAACUUGGUAAGGAGGGGCAUUGUUAUUGUAUUAGAAACAACCUAGAAUCUGAUGUGAUUGUUGUGAGUAGCAUUGUAGAUAUGUAUGUCAAAUGUGAGAGAAUUGAUUGUGCAAGACAAGUUUUCAACUCCACAAUUAAGAGAGAUAUUAUAUUGUGGAACACUAUGUUGGCCGCUUAUGCAGAGUUGGGUCAAAGUGGUGAGGCCUUGAAAUUGUUUUAUCAGAUGCAGCUGGAAGGUGUGCCACCAAAUGCUAUAUCAUGGAAUUCUGUAAUUUUGGGUUUCCUUAGAAGUGGCCAGGUCAAUGAGGCUAGAGAUAUGUUCUUGCAAUUGCGUUCCCUUGGUGUCCAGCCUAACUGGAUCCCAUGGACUACUCUUAUCUCUGGUCUGGCUCAAAAUGGUUUUCCAGAUGAGUCAAUUUUGGUUUUCCAGCAAAUGCAAGAAGCAGGGAUUACACCCAAUACCAUAAGCCUUGUUUCUGCACUCUCAGCUUGCACUGAUAAGGCAGCAUUACAUUAUGUAAAAGCUAUUCAUGGCUAUGUUACCAGGCAUAAUAUUUGGCUUUCUAUACCUAUUGCAACCUCUUUAUUGGACAUGUAUGCUAAAUGUGGAAUUACUGAUCAAGAAAAUUGUGCGUUUGAUAUGAUUUUAAGCAAAGAAUUGCCUCUCUAUAAUGCAAUGAUAUGUGCUUAUGCAUUACAUGGUCAAGCUCUAGAAGCUCUAUCAGUACUCAAACAAUUUGAGGAGGAAGGUAUAGAACCAGAUAACAUAACCUUUACUAGUGUCCUAUCAGCAUGCAGCCAUGCCAGGCUAGUGAAUGAAGGCCUUUUCAAUCAUAUGGUCUCUAAAUUCCAUAUGAAGCCAACUAUGGAGCAUUAUCGCUGUGUGGUUAAUCUUCUUUCUUGCUCCAGUAAUUUUGAUGAAGCAUUUAGGCUUAUUCUGACAAUGCCAUGCAAGCCUGAUGCAGAUAUAUUAGAAUCACUUCUUGCUGCUUGUAGAGAUUGCCAUGAGAUUGAACUUGGGAAUUAUUUGUCCAAACAUUUAUUAAAAUCGGAACCAGAUAAUCCUGGAAAUUAUGUGGCACUUUCAAAUGCAUAUACAGCUUCAAGAAGGUGGGAUGAGGUAUCAUACAUGAGGUAUUUAAUGAAACAAAAGGACCUAAGGAAGGUUACUGGAUGCAGCUGGGUUCAAAUAAGGGGAGAACUUCAUGUGUUUUUUGCCAGUGACAAAUCACAUCCCAAAAUUGGGGAUGUUUAUACAACAUUGGCUCUGUUGGGAAUGGAAAUGCAGUUUACAGGAUACAUGCCAACAUUUAAUGGUGCUGAAAUUCUAUGCUCUUGAGCACAAGAUUUCAUAACUGAAUUGGGAAGCUCUCAAGAUGGCAUGCUACUGAAGCAAAUAUAAAACAGAUAAUUGUUGCAGACAAACUAAUGUUCCCAAAGAAGGAUAAAAAUAUCCUAUGAAUGCCUGGAAGUUGCACAAAACUUGCGAGGACAAGAGGGACCUUAUUUACCUGACUGGAAAAGGACAUGAUCAGAUCGUCCAAAAACUGUUGGGUGCAAGUCUGAAUAAACUUGUUAACACUUUGAAGAAGCACAGCUUUGCUUAAGAGGAUUCUGUAAGUGCCUGUAAAUAUGCACCACACUCAGUAGUAUAUAACAUAACACUGCUGUUCUGCAGCUCUGGCUGCUUGCUUGGUUUUGUGACCUGUACCAGGGUAUUUUUCAAAGUGAUGCUCUUAUUUUUGUAAUUAACCGUGUGAAAUUGAUUAGUAUAGUGGAUCUUUGAGCUUAGACUGAAGUAAAGUUAAAUCAAGUAUUGUCAUGUAUAUGGAAUUAGUCCACUUCUUUGAGCCCAGCAAGCAAAGUGAAGAGUUGGUUCUAUGCUGUUGGCUAGAUUGAUGUAAUGACAAACCAGAACAAACGAUUCUUAUAAUGCAGAUCUUGCAAUUGACAAGCCAGGUUUAUGAAUAUUUUCCUA
Messenger RNA from Quercus lobata, 3255 nucleotides. RefSeq names its product pentatricopeptide repeat-containing protein At5g55740, chloroplastic-like. The record is from RefSeq and is a predicted model, not a curated record. Gene Ontology annotation, molecular function: RNA binding; protein binding. Lineage: Eukaryota; Viridiplantae; Streptophyta; Magnoliopsida; Fagales; Fagaceae. Gene Ontology annotation, biological process: RNA modification.